CGAAACGGAGCCGGAGUCGGAGCCGGAGAAAGAGGCGUGCGAGCCCGCCGGAUCAAUAUGACCGAUCGUCGGAUGCACGUGAACGGUCUCGUUUCGGGCGAAUGACGUAACGGCAGUGGCGUUAUAACCAGUCAUAACCCAGCGAAAAAUGGCCGGCGCCGUGUGGGCCGAGGACGAGAUCGGGCGAAAGUGGGACCGCUGCUUCACGGACGCGAUCCUCAAGCUGGGUGGCGGCGUGGUCCUUGGCGGAGUGUUUUCUCUAUUUUUCUUCAAAAGAAGGAAGUGGCCCAUUAUAACCGGUGCUGGUUUCGGAUUAGGUAUGGCAUAUUCCAAUUGCGAGGCAGACCUCAAUGCAUCGAUACGUCAGCAGACGCCCAGAAGUAAACUUGAGGAAAAGAAAUAAUUAGAGCAAAUUGUAAAAGCGAAAUUGAAGUUAUUAUUAAGAUUAAAAUUUUAAUAAACUGAGUAUCUUUACCACAAUAA
This is a messenger RNA of Temnothorax curvispinosus, 483 nucleotides long. Its product is annotated as MICOS complex subunit Mic10-like. Gene Ontology annotation, cellular component: mitochondrion; mitochondrial inner membrane; MICOS complex. The transcript is spliced from 3 exons. NCBI's taxonomy places the organism in Eukaryota, Metazoa, Arthropoda, Insecta, Hymenoptera, Formicidae. Bases 149 to 403 code for a protein of 84 amino acids. The record is from RefSeq and is a predicted model, not a curated record.